AUGAAUUCUACCACACAUUGUGAGGAGCUGGCACAGGGAAACAGCACUGCCGUGAAUGAGUUCAUUAUCUUGGGAUUUUCCAGUAGCCUGCUAGGGCAGGUGCUGCUUUUCCUGAUGUAUUUUGCUAUCUACACUCUCACCCUGCUGGGAAACAGUCUCAUUGUUCUCAUCACACUAGCUGACCCUGCCCUCCACAUCCCCAUGUAUUUCUUCAUGGGGAACUUGUCCUUCCUGGAGAUCUGCUACAGCUCAGUCACCCUGCCCAAGAUGAUGGUCAUCUCCCUCACUGGAGAUAACACCAUCUCAUUCAUUGGUUGUGCAGCUCAGAUGUAUUUUUUCCUUCUCCUGGGCUCUGCUGAAUGCUAUCUCCUGGCUGCCAUGGCCUAUGACCGCUAUGUGGCCAUAUGCCACCCUCUGCAUUAUGUGGCCAUCAUGGAGAGGAGGUCUUGCGCCUGGCUUGUGGCCAGCUCCUGGCUGAGCGGGAUUCCUGUCUCCUUCAUCCAAACCACCUUGGUUUUCACCUCCCCAUUCUGUGGCCCCAACAAAAUCGACCAUUUCUUCUGUGAUGUGGCACCUGUGCUGCGGCUGGUCUGCGCCGACACAUCAUGCAACGAGAUGUCCAACAUCAUGGUCACCGUGGUCUUCCUUGCCACCCCGUUCACCCUCAUCCUAACCUCCUACACCCGCAUCAUUGCCACUGUCCUGAAAAUGUCCUCCCUGGGGAGCAGGCACAAAGCCUUCUCCACCUGUUCUUUGCACCUGGUGGUGGUGAUGCUCUUUUAUGGCUCCGGCAUGGUCAUGUAUCUGCGUCCCAGAUCUAGCCAUGAGCCGGAGAAUGACAAGCUGCUGUCCCUCUUCUAUACCGUGGUCACCCCCAUGCUGAACCCCGUCAUCUACAGCCUGAGGAACGAGGAGGUGAAGGGGGCACUGCGGAGGAGGGUGGCUGGGAAGAGGUUGUCCCCAUUACAAUAAGGGUUUUGCCUCAGGCUGAUUUAGGACCCAAUCCUGAAGCCACCUAAGUCAAUCACAGUGCUCCCCUGGACUUCAAGAGCAACUGCAUUUCACAUGCCCAGUCUAAGACAGAGAGGAAGGAUAAUCUGGUGGUUUGGAGGAACUAUAAUGCAAUGGUUCUCACCCAAUCCUGAGAUUAAAAAAAAAAAGAUUCAUCUCCUUGCUCCACUUAAAACUUCCAGGGUGAGUCACUUAUGACAAGAAUUUCAGAUGCAUCCAACUAAUUUAGGAGUAUAAAUCCUUUUUAAUAAAGUCGUGUAGGGUCAGAUUUUCAAAGGCAUUUAGGUAUCUAAAGAUGCAGACAAAAACAACAGGGAGUCCAGUGGCACUUUGAAGACUAACAGAUUUAUUUGGGCAUAAGCCU
Chelonia mydas (Green sea turtle) is the source of this 1375-nucleotide messenger RNA. RefSeq names its product olfactory receptor 10A7. The record is from RefSeq and is a predicted model, not a curated record. The transcript has a single exon. Lineage: Eukaryota; Metazoa; Chordata; Testudines; Cheloniidae. Gene Ontology annotation, cellular component: membrane. The coding region runs from base 1 to 972 and encodes 323 amino acids. Gene Ontology annotation, molecular function: G protein-coupled receptor activity; olfactory receptor activity. Gene Ontology annotation, biological process: G protein-coupled receptor signaling pathway.